Molecule: messenger RNA, 1883 nt
Organism: Danio rerio (zebrafish)
Lineage: Eukaryota; Metazoa; Chordata; Actinopteri; Cypriniformes; Danionidae
Gene: sde2
Product: SDE2 telomere maintenance homolog (S. pombe)
Cellular component (GO): nucleus; cytoplasm
Source: RefSeq, marked provisional
CACGCAUGAAGAAAACAUGGAGCUGUUUGUAAUUUCGCCAGAUUUGAAGUUUAAUAAUCUUACUGUCGCUCCGGACUCGACUGUCAGCGACCUUAUCGAUCAUUUUACCGUUAAAAAUGGUGUAUCUUUGACGGAUUUCUACGUGAGCAGUAAUGGCCGUUUGUCUCGCAGUAAUGACCUGCUUCAGUCUGGAGUUGUGUAUCGUCUGGAGCCCCGGCUGUGUGGAGGAAAAGGAGGAUUCGGCUCCAUGUUGAGAGCUCUCGGUGCGCAAAUUGAAAAGACCACAAAUCGUGAGGCCUGCCGAGAUCUGAGUGGAAGAAGACUUCGAGACGUCAAUCAUGAGAAAGAAAUGGCGGAAUGGUUGAAAAAGCAGGCGGAUCGAGAGGCGGAGAAGGAGCAGCGUCGCCUGGAGCGGAUUCAGAGGAAACUGGCUGAGCCCAAACAUUAUUUCACAGACACCAAUUAUGAGCAGCAGUGCCAUGACCUCUCAGAGAGACUGGAGGACUCUGUGCUCAAAGGCAUGCAGGCUUCCUCUAGCGGUCUCGUUCAGGCGGACGAGGGUCCGAGCCUCAAGCGCGCAAAUCCAACAGACAGUAAAAAGAAAGCCAAGAAGAAAUGUUACUGGACCGGCAUGGCAGGGCUAGAGGAAAUGGCCAGCUCUAGUGAAGGAAGUGAUGACAGCGACAGUGAAGUCUCUCCGUCUACCUCUGGAGCUUCCUGUAGUUCUGGUUUUCCUAAACCAGUCGUUUCAGCUCAUAAAGCAGACCCCCAGGAGCAGCCCUCUUCCUCAAGUCCCGCACAGAGAAAACACAACCAGGAGGAGCUGCAGAAACGGGACAAGGAGGAGUGUACAAGUGAAAUCAGCAGCUCUUCCUCCAGUCCUGCUGCAAACAAUGAAAAACUCAACCAGGAGGAGACCAAUGAAAUCAGCAGCUCCUCCUCCAGUCCUGCUCCAAAGCCUACAGAAGUCAACCAGCAGGAGAUGGAGACUGAGAUGGAGUGUACAGCUCAAAUCAGCAGCUCGUCUUCAAGUCCUGCUGAACACAGCGAGGAGGAGGUGCAGCAGACGGCUGAGAGGGUGGAGAAGAUGGCUGAGGAGGUGCAGAAGACGGCUGAAGAGGUGCAGAAGAAAACUGAGGAGUCUACAGCUGAAAUCAGCCCAAGCAGCAGCAUCCCUGAGGAGAAAUCACAGGUUCUUUCACAGGUUGAGGAUCCGCUGGAUCUGCUUUCUGUGAGUGGGCCGGAGCAGCUGGAGGCUUUGGGUCUGGAGAGGCUGAAGAAGGAGCUGAUGGAGAGAGGGAUGAAGUGUGGAGGAACACUGCAGGAACGAGCUGCGCGUCUGUUUUCUGUUAAAGGACUGACCCCUGAUCAGAUUGAUCCUUCACUCUUGGCCAAACCCAGCAAGGGCAAGAAGAAAUAGCAGUCCAAAUCCACUGCUGUGACGAAAAAUUGUUUGAGAAAUUUAUUAGUCAUCAAUUCUGAGAUUUAAAAAAUGUAUCGCCGUUUAAUUUGAGGUUAGUUUUUAACACAGAUGGCGCUGUGUGCUUUACAAACACUACUCAAAGCUAAGUUUGGGAAGUUUUUUCCUAGUUUGGGAAGGUUUAUGUGGAUUUCAAGAGUGUCAAUAGUGGGCUGUAUUUACGUUAAUCUUGUGACAAGAGCCGACUUGCAUUACAUGCUAAACACUCAAGGGCUCAAAAGUUUUUGAGUGUAUAGAUAAACUAGCCCAGAGCACUGUCUGCUGUUUUUAAAACUAGCCUAGAGUUCUGUCUGCUAAUAAAAACUAGCCUAGAGCACCGUCUGCUAAUAAAACUAGCCUAGAAUGCCGUCUGUUAAUAAAAACUAGCCUAUAGAACAACUUGUUAAAAAAAAAAAAAAAAAAA